AUGUCCGACCACACUCCCAAGCUUAUUCGUAUUAGGCCGACUACGAACACGAUCCAACUCGUGCCAUAUUGGCCAGACAAUGCAGAAACAUGGUUUCUGUAUGCCGAGGCAGAUUUUCGAGAACAGGGUGUCUCAGAUCCUCAUUCUCGAUUUCUUGCCGUCAUACGGUCACUACCGCGAGAAUUAAACAGGUAUGUUACAGCACACAUGUUUAAUCCUGAAGUAAGUGAUCCUUAUGCACUUCUUAAGGCCGCACUCUUGAAGAAAAGCGAUCUCACAGAUCGCCAGCGCCUAGACGAAUUACUUCGUAACAUCGAGCUAGGCAGCCACUCAGCUACUGAAGUCCUCGCACGCAUGCGAGAAGUUAUCGGUGCACGAACAUUCGACGAUGGCCUCUUCCGAGAACUAUUUCUCUCGAAACUACCACAACCGGUGCAAACCGUGUUGGUGACACUGCAGUCAGUCCCACUCGAUGACCUGGCAGCCUCAGCAGAUAAAAUACUGGAGAUCUCUAGCAGACCCGUCUCCAACGUAUAUUCUAUCUGCGACAAACCAGAGCGCCAGGAUUCAGAGGUGACCAAGCUGUGCAACUCUGUUAAACAGUUACUACGAUCUCGAAGUCCUAGUUCACGUAGCACUUCACAGAAACGCGUCUUGGCGCAUCGCAGCAACUCGCGUGGUAGCCCCAAAACUAAACCUAGCAGGGUGGAAAACCCUGAAUGGUGCUGGUUUCAUAACACUUACGGAGAUGAAGCCAGAAAAUGUCGGAAACCAUGCCGUUUUAAGAAGGACACAAACUCGGGAAACGGUCACGCCGGCACGUGCUCACGGCAACCGUAG
Molecule: messenger RNA, 840 nt
Organism: Heterobilharzia americana
Lineage: Eukaryota; Metazoa; Platyhelminthes; Trematoda; Strigeidida; Schistosomatidae
Source: the annotation of a GenBank genome assembly